Medicago truncatula (barrel medic) is the source of this 1086-nucleotide messenger RNA. Its product is annotated as F-box/kelch-repeat protein At3g23880. The transcript has a single exon. Gene Ontology annotation, molecular function: protein binding. Lineage: Eukaryota; Viridiplantae; Streptophyta; Magnoliopsida; Fabales; Fabaceae. The coding region runs from base 1 to 1086 and encodes 361 amino acids. The record is from RefSeq and is a predicted model, not a curated record.
AUGGCGCCAGGCAUGGAGGAAACCCUAAUAUCGCCAUCACCAACUCUUCCCUUCGAUCUUGUAGCUGAGAUUCUGUGUAGGCUUCCCGUGAAGUUACUCCUUCAACUUCGCUGUCUCUGCAAGUCCUUCAAUUCAUUAAUCUCUGAUCCCAAAUUCGCAAACAAGCACCUUCGCUUGUCAACCAGGCGCCAUCGCCUCAUGUUAAUGUCUACCAACGACUUAGGUCACUUAGUUCUCUUUAAUUCCCUAAUACCCUCUGAUUUUUCAACCUCUACUGUCAGUUACCCUGACUGCCUCAAAAUUGGAAAAAGUGGGCCUUAUCGCGUGUGCUCUUGCAACGGCAUCCUUUGUUUCACCAUGGCUGACGGUUCUGCUAUUUUGUGGAACCCUUCGAUUAGAACAUUCAAGAUCUUGCCUCCUUUGGGUAUGGAUAAACAACUUUUUCUCUCCUUAUAUAGCUUUGGGUAUAAUCCUUCCGUUAAUAAUUACAAGAUUGUUGCUAUUUCUGGUCGAUUUGGCAAAACUAAAAUUAGUGUUCAUACCCUGGGUACAGAUUCUUGGAGAACGAUACAAGACUUCCCAUAUUCUCGCCAGUUACAUCGGUUGGGAAUAUUUGUGAGUGGCACUAUUAAUUGGUUGGUGGUAGACGAUGGUUCUUCGUUUUUCAUUGUUUCUCUUGAUUUGGAAAAUGAGUCAUAUAAACGGCUUGCGCUGCCUAAUUUGGAGGAUGAUUGUUUCACAAGUUUGGGGGUUUUGAGGGAUUGUUUGUGCAUCAUUACAACCGGUGACGUGUUUUUAAAUGUUUGGAUUAUGAAAGAAUAUGGAAAUAAAGAAUCUUGGACUAAAUUGUACAGUAUUCUACACAUGCAAGACCGGGUAAUACGUCUUUAUACAAAGGCUUUAUAUAUUUUUGAGGAUGAACAACUGCUGAUUGGCUUUUAUGAGUUGGAAAGUUACAAAUUGAAGUUGGUUGUUUACAAUUCCAAAAAUGGUAUCUUGAAGAUUCCUGAGAUUGGAAACAUCCGGCGUUGCUUGCAGCUGGACCCAGAAGUCUACAUUGAAAGUCUGAUAUCACCUUGUUCUUAA